AUGGAUACAAGAACUGUUGGUAUUUUGGGUGGUGGUCAACUGGGGAGAAUGAUUGUUGAAGCUGCAAGCAGACUAAACAUCAAAACGAUUAUUUUGGAUGCCCCAAACUCUCCGGCAAAACAAAUCAAUGCCAUGACCGAACACGUUAAUGGGUCUUUUUCCAAUCCAAAAGAUAUCGAAGAAAUUGCUAAGAAAUGCGAUGUUUUAACUGUUGAAAUUGAACACGUUGAUGUUCCGACAUUGAAAAAACUUCAAAAACAGCUUCCAAAACUUGAAAUAUAUCCAAGUCCAGAAACAAUUGAAUUAAUUCAAGACAAAUUUGUUCAAAAGGAACAUUUGAUCAAGCACAGUAUUCCUGUUGCUGCUUCUCAAGCUGUCAAAUCCACUAAGGAAGAUUUGCUAAGAAUUGGGCAAGAAUAUGGGUUCCCAUAUCUUUUAAAAUCUAGAACAUUGGCAUACGAUGGUAGAGGUAAUUUUGUGGUCAAGUCUCCAGCCCACAUUGAUGAGGCAUUAGAAACAUUAAAAGACAGACCACUGUACGCCGAGAAGUUUGCUCCCUUUGUCAAAGAGUUGGCUAUCAUGAUUGUGAGAAGCAUUGACGGGAAAGUGUACUCAUACCCAACAGUUGAAACCAUUCAUCAAGACAACAUCUGUCAUGUUUGCUACGCUCCUGCCAGAGUUCCAGACUCUGUGCAAGCAAAAGCUCAAAUCUUGGCUGAAAAUGCAAUCAAGUCUUUCCCAGGGUGUGGUAUUUUUGGUGUUGAAAUGUUUUAUUUGGAAGAUGGGGAAUUGUUAUUGAACGAAAUUGCACCAAGACCUCACAACUCCGGUCACUAUACCAUUGAUGCGUGUGUUACUUCUCAAUUUGAAGCACAUGUUAGAGCGGUUUUAAACUUGCCAAUGCCAAAAAACUUUUCUCAGCUUUCCACCACCAAUACCAAUGCCAUUAUGCUAAAUGUGCUUGGAGACAAAGAAGAGAAAAACAAAGAAUUGCAAAUGUGUGAAAGAGCCUUAAACACUCCAUCCUGCUCCGUCUAUUUGUACGGCAAAGAAUCCAAACCAAACAGAAAACUGGGCCACAUCAACAUCAUUGGUAGCUCGAUGGAAGAAUGCGAAAGAAAAUUAGAUUACAUAUUAUCGGAAGAAACCGCAUAUAAAGCCAUUGAUAGUAAAGCUAAACCUGAAAAACCUUUAGUUGGUGUUAUUAUGGGGUCUGAUUCUGACUUGCCAGUCAUGAGUGCAGCAUGCCAGGUUUUGAGUGAUUUUGGCGUUCCAUACGAAGUCACCAUUGUUUCAGCACACAGAACGCCACACAGAAUGAGCAAGUACGCCAUUGAAGCUCCAUCAAGAGGAUUGAAGUGCAUUAUUGCAGGUGCAGGCGGUGCUGCUCACUUGCCAGGCAUGGUUGCUGCAAUGACUCCGUUGCCGGUUAUCGGGGUUCCAGUCAAAGGUUCUACACUGGAUGGUGUUGACUCAUUGCAUUCUAUUGUCCAAAUGCCAAGAGGCAUUCCGGUUGCUACCGUUGCCAUCAAUAACAGUACCAAUGCUGGACUAUUAGCUGUCAGAAUGUUGGGAACUGUGGACGCAAAAUACUUGACCAAAAUGCAAGAAUUUUUGUUGAAGCAAGAAGAAGAAGUUUUAGUUAAGGCUGAUAAGUUGGAAAAUAUCGGUUAYCAAGCUUACUUGGACUCUAAAAAAUGA
Molecule: messenger RNA, 1701 nt
Organism: Hanseniaspora osmophila
Lineage: Eukaryota; Fungi; Ascomycota; Saccharomycetes; Saccharomycodales; Saccharomycodaceae
Source: the annotation of a GenBank genome assembly